ACAUCACCAUCAACCAGUACCUGCAGCAGGUCUAUGAAGCAAUUGACACCAGAGACGGGUCAUCCCUUGCAGAGCUGGUGUCUUUCAAGCACCCUCAUGUUGCCAACCCACGGCUUCAGGUCGUGCUUGAUAAAUAUGUGUGGAAGAAAUGAACCUUUUUUUUUGAAGUGCUAAAGUGUGAAGAGUUACUGUCAGCUGUAAAGUGUAAAUUCUUUUGAAACAAAGAUGGCCUCUCCAGAAGAGAAGUGUCAACAAGUUUUGGAACCCCCUUAUGACGAAAUGUUUGCAGCUCAUUUAAGGUGCACGUACGCGGUGGGGAACCACGACUUCAUAGAGGCGUACAAGUGCCAGACCGUCAUUGUCCAAUCAUUCCUACGGGCAUUUCAGGCCCACAAAGAAGAAAACUGGGCUCUGCCUGUCAUGUAUGCAGUGGCACUUGACCUUCGAAUAUUUGCCAAUAACGCAGAUCAGCAGCUGGUAAAGAAAGGGAAGAGCAAAGUUGGGGACAUGCUGGAGAAGGCGGCCGAGCUGUUGAUGAGCUGCUUCCGCGUCUGCGCCAGCGACACCCGUGCAGGCAUAGAGGACUCCAAGAAGUGGGGCAUGCUGUUUCUGGUGAAUCAGUUAUUCAAGAUCUAUUUUAAGAUCAACAAGCUCCAUUUGUGUAAACCGCUCAUCCGAGCCAUCGACAGCUCAAACCUGAAGGACGACUACAGCACUGCGCAGAGGGUGACGUACAGGUACUACGUGGGGCGGAAGGCCAUGUUCGACAGCGACUUCAAGCAAGCUGAGGAGUACCUGUCCUUUGCUUUUGAGCACUGCCACCGUUUGAGCCAGAAGAACAAAAGGAUGGUCCUCAUUUAUCUCCUUCCUGUGAAGAUGCUCCUGGGUCACAUGCCAACCAUUGAGCUCCUGAGGAAGUACCAUCUCAUGCAGUUUGCGGAGGUGACCAAAGCUGUGAGCGAAGGCAACCUCCUCCUCCUGAACGAGGCUCUGGCCAAGCACGAGACCUUCUUCAUCCGGUGCGGCAUUUUCCUCAUCCUCGAGAAGCUGAAGAUUAUCACCUACAGGAACCUCUUUAAGAAAGUGUACCUGUUACUCAAGACACACCAGCUGUCUCUGGAUGCGUUCCUGGUUGCCUUGAAGUUCAUGCAGGUGGAGGACGUGGACAUCGCCGAGGUCCAGUGCAUCCUGGCCAACCUGAUCUACAUGGGUCACAUUAAAGGCUACAUCUCGCACCAGCACCAGAAGCUGGUUGUCAGCAAGCAGAACCCGUUCCCCCCGCUGUCCACGGUGUGCUGACCCCGCCCCCCGCCCCGGGGACAGGGAGUCGGGCCAUCCUGGUUCGUAUCCUGCCGAGAACUCGUCCUCUGCGGCUGGAGUCUCUCGGGUCUUUCCCGGGGGAGGCUGAGACCUCAGUGUCUCUGCCAUCACGGCUGACGGAUAUGCACCUCACAGAGGCCUGGCAUCCCCUUCUCAGAAAGCGCAGCCGUCUCCGCUGGCCCUGGGGUGCUGGUGACACUCAGGCGAGGGGCACGGCCUCCGAGACAGCUUCUGUUUACUUCUCAUGAGUGUUCUUCACGAAGGCAUCUUUUAACUCUUUCUGUAAAAAAGGUGAUCUGAAUUUAUACAAAAAGGUGUCUUCUCUACCGUAUCUUCUGGGAUACGUCUUUUUAUGUUAAAUUUGAACAUUCUGUGUGAUCAAAAUGCUGGGUUAACUUAGUGCUUCUUUUUACAAGCUGAAUUUACUUUGAUUUAAAUUUC
Molecule: messenger RNA, 1761 nt
Organism: Lagenorhynchus albirostris (white-beaked dolphin)
Lineage: Eukaryota; Metazoa; Chordata; Mammalia; Artiodactyla; Delphinidae
Gene: PCID2
Product: PCI domain containing 2
Exons: 15
Coding region: 226-1299 (357 amino acids)
Biological process (GO): transcription elongation by RNA polymerase II; poly(A)+ mRNA export from nucleus; post-transcriptional tethering of RNA polymerase II gene DNA at nuclear periphery
Cellular component (GO): transcription export complex 2
Molecular function (GO): double-stranded DNA binding; RNA binding
Source: RefSeq, a predicted model, not a curated record